AUGGAUGUCAACAAUAUAGCCAGCAAUAAGGCGACCUUGAGGCAUGCUACAGCUCCCAAAUCUAGCCAUGAGACUGAGCAGGCUUUGUCCAUCCUAGUUGAGAAAGAUGGGGCCGGGAGCUGGCCACCAAAAGCAACCCACGGCGACUGGCCGAGCGAACUCCAGCCGUUUCACGACAUUUAUCUGGAGACCAUUCCAUUCCUAUCGUCAAAGAGCCCGUCAUUCGACGACGGCAUUGACGUGGAGCUCCGCGAUCAGUUCCGAAACCUCAUGACGAAGAAGCUGAACGAGCGCAUUGAUCUACGACGUAUCCAGCAACUCCUCUCGUCGAUCGAAGCCGGAGACUGGAGCCGAUGUUCUCGUCAAGCAUACAAUGGCUUCUAUUGCUGCAUCGGUGUCCUACGUCACGCGUAUCGGUGGGCUAUAAUUCCUCUUGUGAAGGUGGCUCAGGACGAGAAGAUCAUCGAUUUUCCUGCACAAAUUGACAUACCAUGGGCUUACCUCCAGCGUCAAUUCGGCGCUGAGUCGGAUAGUGGGAGCAACACAUCCAACGUCCUGCACAACUACAAUGAGAGCGGUGAGCGGGCUUACAAAAUCAACGUGGACAUCUCGCAACUCGUUACCUCGACCGAGGAUGCGUUCUUUCGCAUGUUUUACGACGUUGAGGUCAUGGGGUACCCAAUGUAUCGCGACAUGGUCGCAGCAGUCAUUGCCUUCGAGCAGGGCAACAAGUUCGACUGUCUGAUACACAUGCGGCAGAUCAACGUCCAGUUGCGCGAGCUUCUCAAGGUCUUCUACCAGAACCUUGUUGAAGCUCGCGUGGCCAAGGGCGUAUGGCUCGGCUACUGCCAAAGCUUUCAGGCCUGGGGCGCAGGACGAAUGAUUGAUGGCGAAUUUGUCGAGUUUGACGGUGUAUCCGGAAGCCACAACCUAUGUUUCAUGGUCAUCGACGCCUUCAUAGGCAUGAAGAGCUACAUGAACGAGCAGAACUUGCGCAGAUACGUGCCACGCAAUCAACGAUCCCUAAUCGCGGCAUUCAGAAAUCACGCUUUCUUCGAGAAACUCCACAAGAGCAACGAAAAGGACAUAUCGGAAGAGUUUGGCAAGAUCAUCCAGCAUCUUAAGGUGUUCCGAUCGGCUCACAGAGCCCGUGUGAUGCCAUAUCUUGCACAGCCGGCGCCAGAACGGACCAUGAUGACUGCUGGAAAGUCAUUUCAGGAGUCAGAGAGUGAUGCUGCGCAUUUAAAGGUCCUUGAAAAUAUGCUUGUCGCCCGGCUUAAUGAAACCACUGCUAUGGGCAGAAAGCUACUAUCCUAG
This is a messenger RNA of Didymella exigua CBS 183.55, 1317 nucleotides long. RefSeq lists its product as uncharacterized. Gene Ontology annotation, cellular component: cytoplasm. The coding region runs from base 1 to 1317 and encodes 438 amino acids. The transcript has 3 exons. Gene Ontology annotation, molecular function: indoleamine 2,3-dioxygenase activity; metal ion binding; heme binding. The record is from RefSeq and is a predicted model, not a curated record. Gene Ontology annotation, biological process: 'de novo' NAD+ biosynthetic process from L-tryptophan. Lineage: Eukaryota; Fungi; Ascomycota; Dothideomycetes; Pleosporales; Didymellaceae.